CUAUUAAAUCCGCCAAGAAUAUGAAGUUCAGACUAUGAACACAUCAGUGGCGAGCGGAUGCUGCGGCAGCACAUUUGUUCUUUCCUACCCUCCUCAUUCUCAUUGUCAUAUACAUCAAAUCAACUCAUACCUACCAACACUUCCAAAUUUUUUCAAAACUGGGUCAUCCCAGCAUCGGCCAAAGUCACUGAUAAAACCAUCAAGCAGCAGAAGUAAUUUCACAACCGGAAGGUUCCUGCAAACCAUCAUAGCAUGCUCCGGAGACUCUCCCUCGAAGGCGCUCCGGCGGAUUCUUGAACUGCCGGGUGUUCACCAGGGCCCCGCCUGCUUCGAUGCUCUCAGUGCAAAGCUUGUGGAGAAAGCUGGCUUUCAGUACUGUUUCACCAGCGGGUUUUCCAUGUCAGCUGCAAGAUUAGGGUUGCCGGAUGUGGGUUUUAUUUCUUAUGGGGAAAUGAUGGAUCAAGGGCAACAAAUCACCCAAGCUGUAUCAAUUCCCGUAAUUGGGGAUGGCGACAAUGGUUAUGGGAAUGCAAUGAAUGUCAAGAGAACCACCAGAGGAUUUAUUAAAGCUGGAUUUGCUGGAAUUCUUCUUGAAGAUCAGGUAUCUCCAAAAGCUUGUGGUCAUACACGUGGUGGGAAAGUCGUGUCUAGAGAGGAAGCAGUGAUGCGGAUAAAAGCUGCUAUUGAUGCUCGGAGAGAAUGUGGCUCUGACAUUGUUAUUGUGGCACGGACUGAUUCUCGUCAAGCAAUUUCUUUGGAUGAAGCACUUUGGAGAUCACAAGCAUUUGCUGAUGCCGGAGCUGAUGUUCUUUUCAUUGAUGCACUUGCUUCGAAGGAAGAGAUGAAGGCAUUUUGUGAAGUUUCUCCUCUUGUUCCCAAAUUGGCUAAUAUGCUUGAAGGUGGUGGGAAAACACCAAUUCUCAAUCCUAUUGAACUUGAGGAAGUUGGAUAUAAACUUGUUGUUUAUCCACUUUCUUUGAUUGGGGUUUCUAUUCGAGCAAUGCAGGACCUAUCAUCGGGGAAGACGAUUGGCACUGCUAAGGCGCAUGAGGGUCUCUACUACUUUGAGGAGGAUGCUUUAUCUGCUAUCAAACGAGGCUGUAUCCCUCCUCCUGGAAGCAUGCCGUCUUUUGAAGAAAUGAAGGAGAUUUUAGGUUUCAAUGCUUACUAUGAAGAGGAGAAGCGAUAUGCUUCUAGCACCAGUCUGCUAUCUUCACAGAAAGAAAGCAGAUAUAUAGACAAUAUACAACAAAGGUCUGAAGAUGAUACAGAGAAGACAGGUCAAAGUUCUCAAGAUCCUGUGGUGGAAGUGAUAACUCCUGAUGUGUACACUAAAUAUGGUGCAGAUGGUUCAAGGGAUCCUUUUUCUGGGAUGUGGUCUUGGACAUUGAGAAUCAAAAUUACUGGAGGAGAUGGAUUUGAGAAACUUGACAUCAGGAUUCCUGCUGGAUUUUUGGAAGGGAUAAAAAAUAUAGUUCCAGCUUUGGGGGGUGUAAACCUCAAAGCAUUGUUGGAUGAUGCAGCUGAGGAAACUAGAGGGAAGGUCCUGUUGGAUUUGAACGACCAAAAGGGUGAUAGAAUUCAGAUCAUUCUCGAGUAACUUGUCCUCCUGAAUUUGGACGAGCUCCUGUGUGCAUCUUAAACUUGUAUAAGUAAUUGAAUAAAAUAUACUUAUAUCAAUAUCUGCAUCGUAUGAUGAGCUUGUAUGACUAAAGAAAGACAUUAAAAUGGCUGGCAAUUUCUUUGUCAGAAAUCUCAGCUGGAAUUUUCAAUAUGUAUGCAUGCAUAAGCAUCAUAUUCUGAAUCUGUUGAAGAUUAGUCCACCCGUUGAAAUAAAAAAAAAGGAUGAAAAAUGAGUAAAUCUUUGAUUUCUUCAA
Malania oleifera is the source of this 1877-nucleotide messenger RNA. RefSeq lists its product as uncharacterized. The record is from RefSeq and is a predicted model, not a curated record. Gene Ontology annotation, molecular function: catalytic activity. NCBI's taxonomy places the organism in Eukaryota, Viridiplantae, Streptophyta, Magnoliopsida, Santalales, Ximeniaceae. Bases 35 to 1600 code for a protein of 521 amino acids. The transcript is spliced from 9 exons.